AUGCCGUUUGGCCAGCUGGUGAUAGGCCCCCCCGGCAGCGGGAAGACGACUUACUGCAACGGCGUCCAACAAUAUAUGGAGCUGACGGGUCGCAAGGUCGCCAUCGUCAACCUGGACCCCGCCAACGACGCUGUGCCGUACGCAGCCGCCGUGGACGUGUCGGAGCUCGUGGACCUGGAGAGCGUGCAGGAGCAGAUGCAAUUGGGCCCAAAUGGAGGUCUGGUGUAUUGCAUCGACUUUUUGCUAAAGAAUAUUGACUGGCUGGGGACAAAGCUGAAACCACUUGAGAAAGAGGACUGCUACUUUUUGUUCGACUGCCCUGGACAAGUUGAGUUGUUCACGCUGCACGAGAGCUUGAGGGGCAUUGUCCGGCACUUGACUGGAAAGUCGCACUACAGGCUGGCAGCUGUGCACCUGGUGGACGCACACCUAUGCAGCGACCCACACAAGUACAUUAGUGCAGUGUUGUUGUCUCUCAGCGCGAUGCUGCACCUUGAAUUGCCGCAUGUCAAUGUCCUAUCAAAAAUGGACCUCAUCAAACAAUAUGGCGACCUAGCUUUCCAGCUCGACUACUAUUUAGAAGCGCAGGACUUAUCGAUGGUUCUCCAGACGAUGACUGGCAAUGCGGCAUUCUCUGAACGUUUUAAAUCGCUGAGUUCGGCCAUUAGUGAGGUGGUGGACGAAUUCGGCCUUGUGGGCUUCACCCCGUUGGCCAUUGAGGACAAGGAGAGCGUCUCAAAUCUGAUCAACAUUGUGGACAAGGCCAAUGGUUUCCUGUACUCUGGGACGAUGGGUCGAUCACCUUACCCCGCCGAAUUGAAGCUAGGCGCCCAGACUUUGGCAAGCGGCCAGGACUUGCGGCGUGCGCACCAAGAAAAAUACGUUGAGGGGGAUGUGGAGGAGAGACACACACGGGAAGACGAGAUUUGA
Messenger RNA from Ostreobium quekettii, 930 nucleotides. The record is from the annotation of a GenBank genome assembly. Lineage: Eukaryota; Viridiplantae; Chlorophyta; Ulvophyceae; Bryopsidales; Ostreobiaceae.